GUAAUAUACUAGCCUUACUAGGACAUGCAUAUAAUUAGCCAACGCGCGUUAAUUAUCACUAAAUCAGUCAGUGUGUGACUAUAUAUACCCCACAUACUACGUAACAAUAUAAAGCACGACAAUUGGUGACAAGAAAAUACAAAGCACGACAAUCACAAUGGACCAGUCCAGUAUUCGUAGCCUAAAUCCUAAUUCGUCAUCCACCACUUCCUCGUCAUCUUCUUCUUUCCACAGCCACAAGGGCAGAAUAAAGGGCAACAAAAAUCAGUUCGUGUCCACGUUAUCGACGGAUCCACAGAGCGUGGCUGCCCGUGAGCGACGCCACCGAAUCAGCGACCGUUUGAAGAUUCUACAGAGCAUGGUUCCUGGUGGUGCGAAGAUGGACACCGUCUCUAUGCUCAACGAAGCCAUUAGCUACGUCAAGUUCUUGAAAGCUCAGAUCUGGUUUCACCACAAUAUGCUUCUUUUCUUCAACGACUACGAAACUACGACGCCUUGUUCUUAUUCUCCUGCCGGCGUCAGUGAAUUUGAACCAAGACUAUUUGACGAUGAUGACGACUAUACGUAUACCCCUGUAGUGGACACAUAUUCACAAGGGAUGCCACUACUUACGGUUGCCGACCCGGGUAAUCCGAUGUGGUAUAGUUCGGUUAACGAUGAGCAAAAAGAAACCAUGCAUCGACGUGGUUUGGCUUAGUCAUCGCCCAUAUGCAGUGAUAUGUUCUUACGCGUAGAAAAUCUAUUAGAUGUCCUAGGUUUUUAUUGUCCAAAUCUUUAAAAACUUUGUUUAA
Messenger RNA from Raphanus sativus (radish), 791 nucleotides. Its product is annotated as transcription factor bHLH140. Gene Ontology annotation, molecular function: DNA-binding transcription factor activity; protein dimerization activity. The record is from RefSeq and is a predicted model, not a curated record. NCBI's taxonomy places the organism in Eukaryota, Viridiplantae, Streptophyta, Magnoliopsida, Brassicales, Brassicaceae. Gene Ontology annotation, biological process: regulation of DNA-templated transcription.